GGGAUAGAGCUUAGGGUUAGGUUAGUGCAACAUUUGAUUCAUCUGCCACCGCCGCUGCAAAGCUCGUCUCUUUUCAACCAUGGCUGAACAGACGGAAAAAGCGUUUUUGAAGCAACCCAAAGUAUUUCUAUGCUCAAAGAAAAGUGGAAAAGGGAAAAGGCCUGGAAAAGGUGGAAACAGAUUCUGGAAGAGUGUCGGUCUUGGCUUUAAGACGCCACGAGAAGCUAUCGAAGGAACUUAUAUUGACAAGAAGUGCCCUUUCACCGGUGAUGUCUCCAUUAGAGGCCGUAUUCUAGCUGGUACAUGCCACAGUGCUAAGAUGGUGAGGACCAUCAUUGUUCGUAGGAACUAUCUCCACUUUGUCAAGAAAUACCAAAGAUAUGAGAAGAGGCACUCAAACAUUCCUGCCCAUAUAUCACCGUGUUUUCGUGUGAAAGAAGGUGAUCAUGUCACAGUUGGACAGUGCAGACCUUUGUCCAAGACAGUGAGGUUCAAUGUGUUGAAAGUGAUACCAGCUGGUUCUUCUGGUGGUGGGAAGAAGGCAUUUACAGGCAUAUAGUCUUGUAGCUCGACGCCCUUGUUAGAAGCACUUUCAGGUUAAGGUUAGCAUGUCAAUUUUGAAUUUAGCUUAAAUGACAAUAGUCAUUGUUUUGUUCCCAGUUUAUGCAUCAAAUGUCGUUCAUGCUUGAGAGAUAUUAAAGAAUUUUGCAUCUUGUAUUUUUUUGUUUAUGUUUUUAGUAUUUUCAUUGACGCGUUGUUGCUAUCGGAUCAUGCCUUGUCACAAAAUAGAUACGGAACUUGGUCUUGUCGUU
Messenger RNA from Cynara cardunculus var. scolymus (artichoke), 812 nucleotides. Its product is annotated as 40S ribosomal protein S11. Lineage: Eukaryota; Viridiplantae; Streptophyta; Magnoliopsida; Asterales; Asteraceae. The record is from RefSeq and is a predicted model, not a curated record. The coding region runs from base 80 to 559 and encodes 159 amino acids. Gene Ontology annotation, cellular component: ribosome; cytosolic small ribosomal subunit. Gene Ontology annotation, molecular function: structural constituent of ribosome. The transcript is spliced from 6 exons. Gene Ontology annotation, biological process: translation.